This is a messenger RNA of Microcebus murinus (gray mouse lemur), 3681 nucleotides long. Lineage: Eukaryota; Metazoa; Chordata; Mammalia; Primates; Cheirogaleidae. The record is from RefSeq and is a predicted model, not a curated record.
CCCAAUCUAUCCUCAGUUCAGAACGAGCCAGCUCCAACUCAUCACUGGUCAUUACCAAAAAGGCUUCCUUUGCGAGGGAAGGGAGCAACGGCUGCUAGGGCAGGGCAUUCCGGGAAGUUGUUUCAGACCUCCCUGACUGUCGCGUGUGGUAUAGGGCGGCAGGUCAGGGCUUGCGUUCCACCUGGGCUUGACCCCCAGCUCUGUCACCGUAAGCCAUGCGAUCUUGGGCAAGUCGCCCCACCUGUUGUGAUGCUGCCUCUUGGAAAUGGGGCUGAACGCCCUCCCGUGGGGGGCUGAGAGGCCCGCCUCAUACGCGUGAAAGGCAUGUCCCCGGGGCUUGGCGCAUCAGGAAGCCAUCUGGCUAUCGGAAUGGUGAACCCAUCCGCUUUCUAGCUGUGUGGCCUGGGCACAAUCUCAGCUUUUCCAACAGUUUUUUUGCCUGAAAAAGUGGGACUAACAGUACCUACGAAGCAGGUUUACUGUGAAGAUGAAAUACAACCGUGUGUGCGUAAAGCUCUUAACUCAGAGCCUGGCACAUCGCCAGCACUCCCCAGGCUCCCCGACAUUUCCACGCUCCUCCCCAGGUUGGGGUCCAAGUGGGGCCAGGACCACCAAAUCCGUUUCCUGCCUUCAGGAGCAAUUAACUUCCAUGUUAGAGACAGUAGCAGGGUGUCCCAGCUAAACAGCUUAGCUAAACCAUUUAUUAUCAAGUUGAAAACCAAGGGAGAUUGAUGCUUUUACUUUUCUACCCUAUGGCUGAGAUGAUACGGCCCAAGGAGCAAUAAUUAUAAAUGAACACUGAACCCCAAAUCGCUUGGCUCUCCCGGGGCCACCUGGGCACGGCCCUGCCAUCCAGCAGUGGUGGCAUCGCAGUGCUCAGCUGCCUUGGCAUCAGAUCCAGGGAACUGCAGGACAGUGAGAACCAGCCUAAUUGGUUCAAUCAGCUCCUGAGUCUGCUAAUAAAAUACAGGCCUGGUCCCUGCCACCGUGUGGAAGCCGGGCUCACGACUGCCGCGCAGGCCUGGGGAGUCCUGCUGACGAGCUGUCCUGCGUGCCGUGUGCAGACUUUAACUUCUUCCUCUUUCCUUGGGUCAGAUGCUGAGCCCUCACUCCCUGGCCUACCUCCUUCUCCUGCCGCUGGGCCCCUGCUUUCCUCCGCGGGACACAGGAGGACCCUCAGACGCCCUGGGUAUGAUCGGAGCCAGAGCGAGCUGGGCCAGCCUGGCCGAGGGGCCCCGACCCGCUUUGUGGGGCUCCUCUCGGUGGUCGAGAGCUCCACGGCCACAGGCCCUGCUUGGAGCCCAAGGGGCUGCGGCUUCGGGCAGAGAGCAUGCUGGCUUCAGGUUCCGCUUUGGGAGGCAGGACGAAGGCAGAGAGGCCACCAGCUUCUGGGCCAGCGUCCUGUUAGGGAACCUGGCUGAGGAGCUCAAUGGCUACAGCAGGAAGAAAGCGGCUUCCGCUUCGGCCGGCGGUAGGGCCAGGGCGUCUUGGAAGUGUUUCUUUGUGGACUCUCCCUCUGUCUGUCUUCAUUCCCAUCUUCGCCUCCAGCCUCAAAGACCAAGACACCGAGAAGAUGCAGGCAUCAUAAUGCACAACCAGCGGGAGCACUGGUUAGGUGUUUGCUUACUUUUGAUUUCCAACUUUGCCAAAGCAAAAAACUACGUGGUGUCAAAAAGGAGGUGGCCAAAGGCAAGCUGCGUCGUGCUUAUGAAGGCAACGCUGUAGUUGUUCCAGCUCACCCAGACCCGUCGUCUCAGCCUGCCCCCUCCCCUGGACGUCAGGUUCUGAGCAGCCCCGUGACCCCAGUGGCGUGGACACCAGGCUGCAGUUGGGCCGUGAAUAUGAACAGGCAGAGAGCAAGGCAGCAGACUCACUACAGUGGUCAUCAAAGCUUGGCAGCCUCCACAGGGACGUCAGUAGCUGACAUCCAAAGUACAUCUGUGAAUAUUCCCUGAGUGCAGAGUAUGGUUCCGAAAGUUAAAAAGAAAAAAAUAGCUCGUUCUCCAUCCUAUUAACACACGACCCCUCUGGCAAGAGCCCUCUGCUGUGGCCCGGAGAGCCCCUUCCGACAGCUGUCUUUCUCUGUGGUGCAGUGUCUGUCACCCCAGGAGUCUCCAGACAGAUGAACCAGGAAGGAAUACACUGUUGCUGUAGCAAGGUUGCAAUUCAAAUGUUCAAAUAUCGAUGUGCUAUGCCUCUUUUGAAAUAAAACUUGUAACAACUGCAAAACCAUAAUGGAAUGCUGGCCUCGUCCCUACAGGUUCUCUGUGCCCUGGAACUGGGUUUCCGGAGCUCUGAGCGCCUUCCCUUUGGGGAGGCACAAGUCCUACCGCACGUCCACACACACCUCUCUCCGAGAGCCCCUCGACUGACAGUGUCAGGGUACAGGGAGACGCAGCACGGGGUGCUUUCCUCCACUCCACUGCUCCUUCCCUGGUUUUCUCAGAACAAGGGGCAUUCAGGAAACAACCUCUCCGCCCCAGGAAGAGCCCAUGCUAAGCCGGAGCGGCCGCGGCCCCGGGUCCAGGCAGAGCGUCAUUUCAAAGGCCGCCUCGGUGUCUCCGCAUCACCCCGUGUCGGGCGCGGCGGCGGGCGCUGCUCACUGCCAGGCUGCUCCCACCGCUGCGAUGGGAGCGCACGUUGACGUUGCUAUGGCGACCGCUCCCCUCCUCCUUCCGAGCUGCAGCUUGCCCCUGUUCACAAUUGAAUAAUUUUCCAUUGAGCUGUCACAAUUAAUUGGUGGAUUUUUAUUAGCCUUUUAGAACCACACUGGGCUGGGCCCAGCUUGGCACCUUGGAGCAUUUCACAGUGUUUCCCUUCUAUUAGCGACUCACAUUCCCCAGAAGCAGCUCUCAAUCCUCCGUAGCCAGAAAGCCACUUCAUUAGGGGGUGACAGAACUAAGCCACAAAAGAACCAGCCUGACUGGGGAGCAGAGACGGUGGCGUGACGGGAAAGGAGCCUGGGUGUCGGAGCGGCACCCGGGGUUCCCACGCUGCCUUCUCCGGGCUCUCGCAGGUGCCCUGCAUCUUGGCUGCUGUGGCAGGGAGAAGAUGACAGCACCUGAGCGUGGGCCACGCCACUCUUCCUGGCUCCACCGCUGUCCAGUGAAGAGGGGAGUCACGGUGCCUCCUGCACAGGAUGUUGUCACCAGCAGCUAACGUGACACUGACAGGAAGGGACACAUCCCCAGGGUCCUUGCUGUAAGGACGGCGCUGGCAGUCACAGGAUGGACACACAGAUCCUCUUGGGGGCGGGGGUGCCCGUUCCGCGUGGCUGUUAAAGGUGGGAGGUGGUAACCUGGGUCCCUCCCUCCCCCAGCUCAGCCACGAACAUAAAGCAGCCAGAAAACAUGCCCAGCCAAGACCAGGUGACACACAACAGACCGAGGGCCAAGGGCAGAGCAACCCCCUGGAGCAAGGUCCCAAUUUCUACCUGCUCUGAUAAAGGACCCCACAGAGACAGCUUGAGAUCCUGGAGGACAGCAGGGCUGAGCUAUCCUGAGUGUCUUUACACACGCCUCAGGUACGCACCAGCCGGUUUUUGAUUCAGCAGGAUUGGAUUAACCUUGAUGGAGAAACAUGGGAUAAUGGAAACGGGUGAGGACUCCACAUGAGUGGGUGUACUGUCAUCAUGCUUUUACCAUUGAAAAAAAAUCAACAAGCUACUCUUUCCAGUUUGCU